Zychaea mexicana is the source of this 1300-nucleotide messenger RNA. RefSeq names its product putative phosphatase regulatory subunit-domain-containing protein. The record is from RefSeq and is a predicted model, not a curated record. Bases 54 to 1067 code for a protein of 337 amino acids. The transcript has a single exon. Gene Ontology annotation, biological process: regulation of glycogen biosynthetic process. Gene Ontology annotation, molecular function: protein phosphatase 1 binding; glycogen binding. Gene Ontology annotation, cellular component: protein phosphatase type 1 complex. Lineage: Eukaryota; Fungi; Mucoromycota; Mucoromycetes; Mucorales; Lichtheimiaceae.
CCACCACCACCACCACCACUACUACUACUACUACUACUACAGCAACGUCCUCCAUGAUGCGCCAUCCGCCCAUGGUGAUCCGUAUGGAAGGUGUCUCGCAAGCGCCGGACCAGCAAAACACCCUGAUAGGCCGAUGCCGGGUCGCCAACUUGGCCUUUCACAAACAUGUGGUCGUGCGCUACACCACCGAUUACUGGCAAUCGUUCCACGAGACCGAGGCAAUCUAUCGCGAGCCGAUCGGUAGCAGCGCAAACACUUGGGAUCGCUUCACUUUUACCAUUCGUCUGGACCAGACCAACAACAAAAAAAGCGAGUCAUCUAUGAUUGCGAUUGGCAAGAUCACAACCCUGUAUCUAGCUUUACGCUACACGGUGAACGAGUGUGAUCAUUGGGAUAAUAAUGAUGGGUUGAACUAUCAGAUUGAUAUCAUCCCUACCCUACCACCGACGCCGACGCCACCAUCAUCACCGAUCGAGGAAGAAGAAGAAGAGUUGAUGUCGAUAGAUAAUAAGGCAGCGGUACUGGCAACAAUUGAAAAAGAUGAAGGCAAAGCAUUACAUCGUCAACGUAGCGACGGUACGUCAUCUUUGGUCACCACCAACAGCAACACUUUUACUGUGUCAGUAGACCAACAAGAUAAGCAACAAAAGCCAUCAUCCGCUGUAACACCUAUUGCAGCACCAGCAAAACCAGCGUCACCAACAGUAACAACAAAACAAACUAGCAAGAAGAAACUGGGUCAUCGGUAUGACUUUGGUGCUUCACUAUCUGAGGCCAAAAAGGUUCCGUAUCAAUUCGGAAAGGGACCGACACCGACUAUUUCUACUUCUACUUCUUCUACAAUGAUGCGUUUUUCAAACACGUUGGUGACAACCAGCAGCAAACAAGAUCAACAAGUAGUACAUCAGCAGCAGCAGCAACAACAAGAGGAUGGGUUCCAAUCCCGCUACCAUGACUUUGUAAACAAGUAUUGUUUCUAUGGCACUACUUAUGCCACCUCUACAAACCAUACCUCUCCACCCUCAUUAUCUUCGCCAUGCCCUCCUUCUGAACCCAUUUGUGGUUAAAUUCUCUCUCUCUCUCUCAUACUCCUCUUUCUAUCAAAUAUGUACAUAUUCUCUAACGAUGUGUGUGUGUCUCUCUGUCUCUCUCUCUCUGGCUGUUUUAUAUAUCUUCCGCCUCCCCCCUCCUUCAUUUUCAAUUCAAUUGUGUGUGUGUGUGUGUUCAUCAUUUGCAGUGUAUCUUCUUUUCCAACGCGGUACAAUAAAAAAAAUUGCUACUACUACUACUACUACUACUA